Solea senegalensis (Senegalese sole) is the source of this 3969-nucleotide messenger RNA. It is a transcript of the gene canx, whose product is annotated as calnexin. Gene Ontology annotation, cellular component: endoplasmic reticulum; endoplasmic reticulum membrane. Gene Ontology annotation, biological process: protein folding. Lineage: Eukaryota; Metazoa; Chordata; Actinopteri; Pleuronectiformes; Soleidae. The record is from RefSeq and is a predicted model, not a curated record. The transcript is spliced from 15 exons. The coding region runs from base 80 to 1900 and encodes 606 amino acids. Gene Ontology annotation, molecular function: calcium ion binding.
GGCCUACUUCCUCCCCACGUCCCAUGUGAUCUUCCUCGGUUAGUUUCCAGGCUUUCUGUCGGUCAGCGCGGAGCCGGAGAUGAUGAAUCAGAGGUUUGGGUUGUUGGUUGUUCUGGCCGUGGGCCUCCUCUGCCUCACGUUCACCCAGGUCUCUCGGUCUGAGGACCUGUUUGAGGACGACGUGGACGUGGACAUUGAGGAUGAACUGGCCGGAGUUGGGGACGAGGAGCUCGAAGCAGAAAUAGACGAAGAUGAAGCUCCGCCUGCUCCUAAAACUCCUCCUCCACCAAAGGUGACGUACAAAGCUCCAGAGCCCAUGGGGGAACACUUUUUCGCCGAGUCUUUUGACCGGGGGACACUUGAUGGCUGGGUGCAGUCCAUCGCUAAGAAGGACAACACUGAUGAAGACAUCGCCAAGUACGACGGUAAAUGGGAGGUGGAGGAGAUGAAGGACAGUAAACUGCCCGGCGACAAAGGUCUGGUCCUGAAGUCCAGAGCCAAACAUCACGCCAUCUCUGCCCAGCUGCUGCGACCUUUCACCUUUGACACCAUGCCCCUCAUCCUGCAGUAUGAAGUGAACUUCCAGUCAGGGAUCGACUGCGGCGGCGCUUAUGUCAAACUGCUGACUCAGACUCCAGACCUGGACCUGGCCCUGUUCAUGGACACGACUCCGUACACCAUCAUGUUUGGACCGGACAAAUGUGGAGAGGAUUACAAACUGCACUUCAUCUUCAGACACAAGAACCCCAAAACUGGAGAGUACGAAGAGAAACACGCCAAGAAGCCCGACGCAGACCUGAGGACGUACUACACCGACAAGAAGACACACCUGUACACGCUGGUGGUGAACCCUGACAACAGCUUCGAGGUUCUGAUUGACCACACGGUGGUUAACAGUGGCAGCCUGCUGACGGACGUGACCCCGCCCGUGAACCCGCCCGCCGAGAUCGAGGACCCGGACGACCACAAACCUGAGGACUGGGACGAGAGGCCCAAGAUCCAGGACCCCGACGCCGCCAAGCCCGAGGACUGGGACGAGGACGCCCCCGCCCAGAUUCCAGAUGAAGACGCCGUCAAACCGGACGGAUGGUUGGACGACGAGCCCGAGUACAUCGGCGACCCCGACGCCAUCAAACCCGAGGACUGGGACGAGGACAUGGACGGCGAGUGGGAGGCUCCUCAGGUCGCUAACCCCGCCUGCGAGACCGCCCCCGGCUGUGGCGCCUGGAAACGUCCCAUGAUUGACAACCCCAACCACAAGGGCAAGUGGAAGCCCCCCAUGAUCGACAACCCCAACUACCAGGGCGUGUGGAAACCCAGGAAGAUCCCUAACCCCACCUUCUUUGAAGACCUGCACCCGUUCAGGAUGACGGCGUUCAGCGCCGUGGGUCUGGAGCUCUGGUCCAUGACCUCCGACAUCUUCUUCGACAACUUCUUCAUCAGCAACGACCGCAACACGGCCGAGCGCUGGGCCGCGGACAGCUGGGGCCUGAAGAGGGCGGCGGAGAGCGCGGCCGAGCCUGGUCUGGCCACUCAGAUGCUGACCGCUGCAGAGGAGCGUCCCUGGCUCUGGGUCGUCUACGUCCUCACCGUCGCGUUACCGCUCGUCCUCAUCGUCGUCUUCUGCUGCACGGGCAAGAAGAAGAGCGCGGCGACGCCGGCCGAGUAUAAGAAAACAGACGAAGCUCAGCCCGAUGUGAAGGAGGAAGAGCAGGAGGAGGAAGACGACGAGGAGGAGGAGGAGGAGAAGAGCAGUCCAGAGGGAAAAAAGGACAAAGAGGAAAGUCCUGCAGAGGAAGAGGAGGACGUGAAGGAUGAAGAGCAGGACGGUGCUGACGAGAAGCUGGAGGACGACGUUCUGCGAAGAUCUCCCAGGAACAGGAAGGUCAGAAAAGACUGACGUCUCUACCUGAGAAACCCUGACCUCCAAACUCCGCCCACUCCAUCUCCAAUAGCCCCGCCCCCUGACCCUUACCCCACCCCCCCAUCCUCUGCUCUGAGGUGAUGAAGCUGAAAUGGAUCCACAGAAGCAGGGAAGCCGUCAGGAAGUUGAUGGAUGAACGCUGUGACGACGAUGAUGAUGAUGAAGAUGAUGAUGAAGAUGAAGAUGAUGACGACGAUGAUUCCAGUUUGACCAGGACUGAGUUAGUGAGAUUAACUGAGUUUAACUAAACCUUCCUGCAUCAUUCCUUAACGACACCCGAGCAAAACCCAAACCCCACGAGACCGACUCCUCCCCCGUCCGCUGAGCCACUGCCCGCCGCCACCUGCAAAAGCCCCGCCCACCCAGUUUCCUGACUGUCCAACUGACCUUUGACCUGUUAUGAAUGAUACGAGGAAGUGAGUUCACUGAACCUAACCAGCUACUAAUAAGUUAGCUGUUAGCUUUUAAUUAGCAUUAAUUAACCUAAUGAGAGUAGGUCUGCACCAGCUGUUUGGUUAAAUUAGCCGACACUGUGUCGUAACUAUGUAUCAGCCUGCUAAUUAUGCUAACACUACCCUCCAACUGCCACUGUCUCUGUAUGCUAGCCUUAAGCAGGAUGCUAAUUAGCCACAUGCUUACAACAGGAAAGGUUUUGAACACGACGGUGCCUCCUAGUGUUCAAAUGAUACAUUUGUGAACAACACUGAGUGCUAACAUCAGCUAGCAUGCGCUAAUGUCAACGCGAUUCGCUGAGUUAACCCGUUAACAACAUACAGAGUUAGAAAACGUCAUGGUUUCUGCUAACACAAGCUAGUUAGCCUGUUAGCAUCCUGAAGCUAGAUGCUAAUGUUUCUGACAAUGAGAACAAUGAGAACCACUAAUGUUUUUGUUUCAGACAUUACCCCAGUGUUGUAAUGAGUGUCUGUGUCCUGAUGGGGGCAGUAAAGGUCAGAGGGCAGUUGUUGUGAAGUCGCACACGGACGUCGUAGAUUUGGACGUACGAGCUCCUCGAAAUGCGAUCAUUUGAGAUGAAAAAAUGAAACUUUUAGCUUGAUGUAAAAUGAAAGGAUGUUUGUUUUUGUUUGAGCAGCAGCAGAAGAACGGACUCUCAGUCCUUCAUCGACCCCAAUGACAAAGAAACAGGCACUAAAGGAGAAAAACUCAGGCGCUUAUUAAACCUGUUCUUCUGCCGCUGCGCAAACGUCCGACACGCGUCCGACACGCGUCCGAUCGACCUCCUGAACUCAACUGCAGCGCCGCCAUCAGGACACGUCUGCCACUUUUCCAGAAAACGAGGCUACAGAUGCUAACGUGUGUGCUACUUUAAAUCAUGGAAGUUUUGUCAUGAAGGAAAACAAACUCGUGAGGUCACGUGAUCUAUCUGUGACUCCGCCUUGACGUUGUGAUGUCAUUUCAAACGUCUGAUGUCGAUGUGUUCGUCUUCCUUCUGGCGUCGACUUUGACUCGUUGACUAAACGCGUUUUUUUUUUUUUGUCCGUGUUUAGGGUCGUGAGGUGAAUGACAGAUUCCUGCUCCUAUGUCCAUGUGACCUUUAACCUUUAAGUUCCCUCCCCUUUAACAUGAGUGACACUCGUCAAGUUUUUUUAUUAUUAUUAUUAUUUGUUAUGUUUUUGCUGUAAAUCCAGUGUUUGAGGUUUUGGGAUGAAUCGUGCGGCGGUGGCGUCACAUUCCCGUCAGCCGCGUCCUCUAUAUUUGAGCCACUCUUCCUCUUGCUCCUCCUCUUCCUCCUGUUGCUCCUCCUCUUCCUCUCGUAGUGUGUGAUGUUUCCUCCUGAGGCUGCCUGUAGCUAACAGACUGUAUAGACUGAACACUGUAUCUGCUGGUGAGACUUUACGUGACUCUGUAACUUUAACUUUUUAUUAUUUUUUGUGUGAAACUAAUCUGUCGGCUCGGCGUGUUUCUGAAGCUCCGCCUUGAACAGGAACACUGAUGAUGAUGAUGAUGAUGAUGGAGCCUGGCGUGUGAAUGUGGACGUUCAGUCAACGUUUGUUUUGAUGAAUAAAAAGGCCAAAAUGGAAACUGAA